AGACUGCAUUGCCAAAAUAAAAACAGCGGGAGGGAGAGAGGCACAGGCUGCUCCCACGGCGAGAGUGUGGCAGUGCCCGCUGGAUCCAGGAGCCCUGCCUGCAGACAGAGGAACAUCUGUGUGCUCUGCUUCCCGAGGACACCCCGGAGCCAGCAGCUGAAUUCCUGCCCCAGCUGCAAGGAGAGGAGAUUAUCUUGGCUGGCUUAUGAUUGUGGCCUGGAUGGAGCCCUCCCACACUGCCCUGGGCAAGACAAAAGAACUCAUCAGGCACGGCCGGGAGAGGAUAGAACAAACCAUCAAGGCCUCUGGCUCCAGGCUCUGCUCAUAUGCUGAGCGAGUUGUUUUUUUAAUGGAUCGCUCCCGGAGCCCAGACAAAAGCAGCCAGCCUUCAACACCAACUGACAACAUCAACCUCGGACCUUCUGCUAACCCCAAUGCCAAGCCGACAGACUUUGACUUCCUGAAGGUUAUUGGCAAAGGAAGCUUUGGAAAAGUUCUCCUGGCCAAACGCAAGUGUGAUGGGACUUUUUAUGCAGUGAAAGUCUUACAUAAGAAAACCAUUCUCAAGAAAAAGGAGCAAAACCACAUCAUGGCAGAACGCAAUGUGCUCCUGAAAAAUGUCAAGCACCCCUUCCUUGUGGGACUCCACUACUCCUUCCAGACCUCAGAGAAGCUUUACUUUGUGCUUGACUAUGUAAAUGGGGGAGAGCUCUUCUUCCACCUGCAAAGGGAGCGCUGUUUCCGUGAGCCCCGGGCCCGGUUCUACGCUGCAGAAGUGGCCAGUGCCAUUGGGUACCUGCAUUCCCUAAACAUCAUCUACAGGGACUUAAAGCCUGAGAACAUCCUCCUGGAUUGCCAGGGACACAUAGUAUUGACAGACUUUGGACUCUGCAAAGAAGGAAUGGAGCAAGAGGAGACAACUUCUACCUUUUGUGGCACUCCUGAGUAUCUGGCUCCUGAGGUGCUAAAGAAGCAGCCCUAUGACAGGACAGUAGACUGGUGGUGCCUAGGAGCUGUCCUCUAUGAAAUGCUCUUUGGACUGCCUCCUUUUUACAGCCGGGAUGUGUCUCAGAUGUAUGACAACAUUCUGCACAAGCCACUACAGAUCCAAGGAACCAAGACUGUGGCAGCUUGUGACAUCCUUCAGGGACUUCUCCACAAGGACCAGAAGAGGAGGCUGGGUGCCAAAACAGACUUUCUUGAGAUAAAGAGCCAUGUAUUCUUCAGCCCAAUAAACUGGGAUGAUUUAUAUCACAAGAGGAUUACUCCUCCAUUCAACCCCAAUGUGGCUGGCCCAGCUGAUCUGCGGCACUUUGAUCCUGAGUUCACCCAGGAAGCCAUCUCUGCCUCCAUCACCCGCACGCCUGACCUGGCAGCCAGCAGCUCCAGUGCCUCAGAUGCAUUUUUAGGAUUUUCAUAUGCACCAGCUGAAGAGGACAUUUAAAUUUUACAAAGGCUUUGUCAAGCCAUAUUUUAAAUAAUGAGUUUUAUGGGGUUUUGUGUUUUUGUUUUUUUUUUCUUUUGAGAGGUUUGGUACUGUCCUUUGCUCAUGGUUUAAGGAAAUUGGCACUAACACACUAACUGGCUGGGAUGGAACAGAGCUCUUAAUUUUUGUUGUUUGGUGGAUUUUGUCCCUAAAUGAACGUUUCCCUCUCAGAGAAAGUGGGACACUGACUA
This is a messenger RNA of Zonotrichia leucophrys gambelii, 1677 nucleotides long. It is a transcript of the gene SGK2, whose product is annotated as serum/glucocorticoid regulated kinase 2. Gene Ontology annotation, cellular component: cytoplasm; nucleus. The coding region runs from base 206 to 1444 and encodes 412 amino acids. NCBI's taxonomy places the organism in Eukaryota, Metazoa, Chordata, Aves, Passeriformes, Passerellidae. The transcript has 15 exons. Gene Ontology annotation, biological process: protein phosphorylation. Gene Ontology annotation, molecular function: protein serine/threonine kinase activity; ATP binding. The record is from RefSeq and is a predicted model, not a curated record.